This is a messenger RNA of Athalia rosae (coleseed sawfly), 757 nucleotides long. RefSeq lists its product as uncharacterized. Bases 73 to 618 code for a protein of 181 amino acids. Lineage: Eukaryota; Metazoa; Arthropoda; Insecta; Hymenoptera; Athaliidae. The transcript has 3 exons. The record is from RefSeq and is a predicted model, not a curated record.
GUUUCAGUUCUCGUUGGGCGUUAGAAGACGAACUACGUGUUGCUGUUGCUUUGAAGAUUAAUUGUAGCGAAUAUGCCUUCCGUAGCAGCUGUGACCAUCCCGUUGCAACUAGCCUGUCAAUUUUUACUGUCAGGUCAACCGGGAUACAACAAUAUCAGUUUGGGUUUGAGUAACGCUACCGCAACAGUUCCGACUGGCCCGUACCAAUAUCACCGUCAAGUCAAUCUACCGCCGAGGUACGAGUCGAAUCAACAACUGGGCGUUGCUUACAAAAAUUACAACGACGUACAACUCCAUUGGGACGAUGCUCGCAAGAGAUGUAUCUCGGACGGAGGUCGUCUCGCUAUUAUAGAUACUCCGGAGAAAUUCCGCGCUGUCGAGCACAUGGUAUCGUCGUCCGGUAUGAGCGAAACGUUCCUCGGUAUUCACAGUCUCUUCAACUCCAACGAGUGGGUCAGAGUCGACAACGGUUCACCGGUGGGUCGAUUGCCCGCUGCGGUAGAAGGUUCCUUCGGAAAUUGUCUCGGUUUGAGGCGAUUCUCCAGCUUUUCCAGCGUUACGUUCAAUCGAGUAUCGUGCACAUCUUCCGGACGAUUCAUAUGCGAAAUUCCACUCUAAACACAGACGUAUCGAACGUCGUGACCUGCGUGAAUUUUGUAACUUUCCUUGACCGAGAGGAAAAAAGAGGUGUAACAAUUUUUACGCCCAUUCACGAGAUCAAAUAAAAAGAACUAUUUCAUCUGUAAUCAUCCGGAAA